AUGUUUUCGUUCAUAAGUUUAUUUCGACGAGCAAAAUCGCCAAAGCGUAUUCUUCUCUUAGCCUCAUUGCGUCCAGGCAGUGGCAAUGCGGCGACGGCAGAGCGUCUCACCCAUGAACUACAAUUAACAGGAAAAUUUACUGUUGAUUGCAUAUCUGUCGAUACUCCUCAGACUGAAUCGCAUUCACUUGUCGCAUCAAUGGAUGAAUAUACAGCAAUUCUCGCCUUGCAUGUCUAUCGAGCAGGCCAUGUUCUAACAUCGAUUUACAAAAAUGAACGAAUUUAUCAUCCACCACUGAUUCUCAUAUUUGCUGGUACAGAUUUACAUUCGUGUGAAUCGAAAUGGAUACCAACGAUAGAAUUCAUUCUUCCGUAUGCAGACGGAGUAGUUUGUUUCAGCAAUGAAUGGAAAGCUUAUGUUGAGUUGACUUAUCACAACUACUUAUCGUGUAAGAUAACCGUCAUUCAGCAGAGCGUAUAUUUAACGUCAUUCCAUUUCGAACAAUUGCCUUUAAUAAUCAACAAAAAGCCAAUUCUAUGGAUUGGAGAAAUUCGCUCGGUGAAAGAUCCAUUAUUUGCACUAAAGGUUCUGCCGUACUUAAAUGCAAAUGAAUACCAUCUACUCCUCGUUGGCGACGAGAAUGAUUCCACUUUAACUGAACAGAUUCGUUCAGGUUCAUCGAAUUUGACCUUACUCGGCCGGCAAUCUCAAAGUCUUGUCCAUACAUUGUUGCGAACAUCAUUUAUAUAUAUAAAUACAUCGGUGAACGAAGGAAUGUGUUUAGCAAUACUCGAGGCAAUGACAUUAGGCAUACCUGUGCUCGCUCGUCGAAAUAUUGGAAAUCUGAGUGUUGUCAAACAUGAAAAAACAGGAUUGUUGUUUGAUACACCCGAAGAAGCAGCUCAAUACGUGUCGAAAUUAGAGCAAAACAUCAGGUUAAGACAAUCAUUAGUCGAACAAGCCGAAAAAUAUGUAAAGAAGUAUCAUGAUAUCACUGAUGAAACAAAAUCCUAUCGAAAAUUACUUCAGGAUUUAAUCAGAUAA
Molecule: messenger RNA, 1044 nt
Organism: Adineta ricciae
Lineage: Eukaryota; Metazoa; Rotifera; Eurotatoria; Adinetida; Adinetidae
Source: the annotation of a GenBank genome assembly